AUGGCAGGCUGGUUCUACAUCACCUCCGACAUGGACCCGUACCCCAAGAUGCACAUCCCGCACACAUACCCCGAAAAGGGCAGCCACCAUCUCGGGUGCCACCACAUCUCGACAAUCCCCUACAUGGCGCACAACCUGUACUCCAAGUUCCACGACAAGGACCUGGACGCGCACCAGCCCAAGACCGAUGUCCGCGAGACGACGCGGAAUUUCUACAUGGAAGUCGAGCUCCCGGGGGUCAAAGACCACGCGGAACUUCGGGUUAGGUGGACCAACUCGCGCACCCUUCUCCUGACGAGCAGGACCACGAGGCCCGAGAUCCCGGAGGAGGAAUUGCUCGAGGAGCCCGCGCAGGGGCAGCAGAACGGUGACACCACAACCGCCGCUGUGGAGGCCAAUGCCGCACCGUCGGCACCACAAGAGCAGAACCAGAACCGGAACGCACAGCCUAAGCUCUUGGCUCCGCACCUCACGAUCCACGAACGGCUCAUAGGCGACAUGGUCCGCGCGUAUAGCUUCCCUGUGGACGUCGAUCGGGACGCCACGCACGCGAAACUCGACGCCGGGAUCCUUAGGGUUGUUGUUCCAAAAGUGGAGCAUGUGCAUCCCGCUGCGCUGAAGGACGGGGAGGAGAAGCACUUCUUACAUGUGCCCGUGUGGAUUUCGGGUCAUGGACAUGGACAUGACAAUGAGCAGAAGGAGAAGUAG
Molecule: messenger RNA, 708 nt
Organism: Cladophialophora yegresii CBS 114405
Lineage: Eukaryota; Fungi; Ascomycota; Eurotiomycetes; Chaetothyriales; Herpotrichiellaceae
Exons: 1
Coding region: 1-708 (235 amino acids)
Source: RefSeq, a predicted model, not a curated record